Aspergillus neoniger CBS 115656 is the source of this 1254-nucleotide messenger RNA. Its product is annotated as SDR family oxidoreductase. The record is from RefSeq and is a predicted model, not a curated record. Bases 177 to 1076 code for a protein of 299 amino acids. The transcript is spliced from 3 exons. Lineage: Eukaryota; Fungi; Ascomycota; Eurotiomycetes; Eurotiales; Aspergillaceae.
AUUCACCAGCCUUACUCGGAUUCACUAGACUUAAAGACGGCAAGCCCCCUGGCAGGUGCUGGCGCCUCCCAGAUUGUCUUGAAAGCCAUUCGAGCAACCCCUACUUCUAAUUUCAUUGACACACAAAGGUAACAAAGACUUCAGACCUGUAUAAUCAGCGUCAGUUACUUGCGAAGAUGACAAAAGAACAACAAACCUGGUUCAUCACUGGCUGCUCCAGUGGCUUCGGGGAGCAGUUUGUACGCCAGCUCCGCGCACGGGGUGACAACGUCAUCGCGACAGGCCGGAAUGCUGAAACCAAGCUUGCGCACUUGAAAGAUACCGGUGCCACUAUUCUUGAACUCGAUGUCACGGCACCUCAAGAAGAGUUGAACGCGAAGUUCCAACAGGCCAUUGACAUUUAUGGGGGAGUAGAUGUACUUGUGAACAACGCGGGGUACAUCCAAUGCGGGGCCAUCGAGGAGCUCACACCGGAGGAUAUGAAACGAUCCCUCGACACAAAUUUCCAUGGUCCUAUCAACCUGACCCGCGCCGCAUUGCCGCAUUUCCGCAGCAAGGGCGAAAAGGGUCAAGGUAUGAUCAUCUACAUGGGAUCGCAGUCUGGCUUCUGGGGAGAGCCUGCUGCGUCCGCGUAUUGCGCCAGUAAAUUUGCACUGGAAGGAGCCGUUGAAAGUCUCUCGAAAGAGCUAGGCUGGCUGGCACCGGGUAUCAAGCCUCUCAUUAUUGAAGCAGGCAUUUUCAGCACUGAAGUCAUGAGAAAUAUCAACCAUGUUCCUUACCGAGUCGAUUUCUACCGGGGCCUUAACGACGCGUGUCGCGUGCGCGGAGAGGGCAACUACCGCAACCCACCAGGCAAUGCGGUGGAUUUGAUUGCCAAGGUCAUCCAGAUUGCAAAGGGAGAGGGUAUUGCGGAAGGCAAAGAAAUCCCCUUGCGUGUGCCAUUUGGCAGUGAUUCUCUUGGGUUCCUUAAGGAGAAGGCGCGGGAUAUGAUGCGCAUUGCAGAGGAAUGGGAGGAAGUUGCUCGUAGCACCGAUUUUCCGGAUCACAAGGGGCCUAUGCCGGAUAUUCCGGCCUAAAGUGGGCACCUUGGGCCCUGUGGUAAGUCAUGGAGACUGUGAAAUGUUGUCUCACCUACAAAGAAAAUGAUGACUCUUGUUAUGUUCUCGCUACCGCGGAUAAAAGAACGUUCUGUACUUGCAGUAGAAUGCCCCUUAUUGCUCGAUGGUGACCUUAAGCUACAAUAUAUAAACGUAC